CGUUUGCACGUGGGUUCCAUUCAAUGUAGCACAUGUGGUGUGCGCAGCUCAGACGCUGUCACCCCGCGUUAACGUAGCAGCGUCAGUGUCGUUUGAAGAGACGUGAUCGGCUACUGAACAAAUGGAGCGAACAGUAGUAAUGACAGAAAACCCGGUAACGGGUGUAAGCGAGUCAAACUAUGUUAUCGAAGAUUUUGACUGCCAGCAAGAUAUUGCUAGGUCGGCGUUCGCUGAUAUGCUCCACGACCAUGAACGAAACCAAAAGUACCAUCUGGCGUUGUGCGAAGCUAUAGACAAAGUCCAUGAGGCUGGAAACAUCGCGGUAGUGCUGGACAUCGGUACCGGUUCAGGUCUUUUGGCGAUGAUGGCCGCAAGGCACGGUGCUGAAGUUGUGUACGCCUGCGAGGCAUUUGAGCCUGUUGCAGAGUGUGCGGAGCAAGUUAUGAAAGACAACCACCUCAAAGACAAAAUACGCCUGAUUCCAAAGAGAUCUACACAGGUAGAAGUUGGACCAGCCAAAGACAUGGAAGAAGCAGCAAACAUCAUUGUAGCGGAGGUCUUCGACACUGAGCUAAUUGGAGAAGGUGCACUUGAAACCUUCAGAGAUGCACUUUGGCGACUUGCAACGUUGGAUUGCAUCACAGUUCCACAUGCGGCCACAGUGUAUGCUCAGGUCGUGGAGUCACCAUUUCUAAGGAGUUUUCACAUCCCAAGUGCCAUUCAAGUGACACCCGAGCUUAAAGUCGAGGUGCCUGCAUUAGUGCGAACAUGUCCUGGUAGCCCUGCAGUCUUUGACAUUCAACUGAGUCAGCUGCGGCGCUGCGACUUUGAGUGUGUCACUGACCAGAUGCCUGUAUUCAGGUACGUUUUUUCUGAACUCGAGACGAUGGAAGAGGCAGAAACUGCGUGUGUCUAUCUAAUGUCAAAGGCAGAGGCCACCUGUCAUGCUGUGGUCAUGUGGUGGGAAUUGGAGAUGAACCAAUGUGAUAGUAUCCACUUGUCCUGUGCACCAUACUGGGCACAUCCUUCUGGCAGAACACAACCCUGGCGGGAUCACUGGCUACAGGCAGUCUACUUUCCACCCUAUGAAGUGAAAGUUUCUACUGAUCAGGAAUUUUCUCUGGUUGUUCAGAGAGAUGGCUACAACAUUUGUGUUCUUGUUUCUAUGAGCAUGACUCCUAAGACACCUGUGGUGCCUGCUUGCAAAUGUGCUCUACAUAUCAAUGCCAGCCGUUCCAGAAUUGGUGCUCUGUCGGAUCAAUCACGCCAUGUGAAGUUCGCUGCCGCACUCCGAAAGGUUAUCAAUAAAGAGAGUGUGUGCCUCUGUGUAGGGAGUGACAUAAUGCUUCCCCUAAUGGCUUCCAAGCUCGGAGCACAAGUUUAUGUUGUCAUAGAAGACGACUUUGCUUAUUCUUUGCUAGAGGAAUAUGCUAAGCAAAAUGAGAUGAAGACUAUUACUGGAAUAACAAAAGAUGCUCUGUGCCUUUCUGAAAAGGAACCAACGAAAAAGGCAUCUGUGCUCCUUGGCGAGCCACACUUCAGCACGAGCUUGCUACCAUGGCACAACGUGAAAUUCUGGUUUAGAAAACAUUCCCUGCAACACCUCAUGUGUGAUCAAAGUGAGCUUGUAACCAUCCCGCAAGGCUUUUCCUUGAAAGCGGUGGGUGUUGACUUCAAGGACCUGUGGAAGAUUAAAGCUCCUGUACACACUGUGGAAGGUUUUGACUUAAGCUCAUUUGACAAGCUGAUUCAGAAUGCACUGUCAAUCACUGAUGACCCCGUGGAGCCACAGCCACUGUGGGAGUAUCCAUGCAAAGCUGUCACACAAGAGUUUAUAAUCACCCAGCUUAACAUGAAGAAUGACCCUGAAACAACAGGCACAAUAUCGUGUGCUGGAGAUGUGCCUCUUGAAAGCAACCAAGGUGAAUGCAAUGGAGUUGCACUGUGGGCAGAAUUUGAACUUGAUGAUUCAAACACCGUAACAUCUGGUCCUACAGAAGCAAUUGUUCCUGGAGAACAAGUUGUUUGGGACCGCUUUUCUCGUCAAGGGGUAUAUUUUUUGAACAGCAGCAAGUUGGAGCCUAAAGUUCUCAAGUGGAGUUUCAAGUUUAAUGUGUCAAGUGGCUGCAUGAGCUUCAGCUUUGAUGUGCAAUGAAUUGACAUGUGCUGGUCUAGCUUGGACUGGUUGACUGUUUUGUUUGUGGCUUGCCAUUUUGCCUGCCAUGGUGUGCAUUUUAUUUUAUUUUUCUAAGCAGCAAGUUGGACACUGCUAACAUUUGCAGCAAGUUGUGCUGUUUUUACUUUGGACCAGUUGACUUAUGUCAGCUCUGAAGUAUAUGUAAGUUAUUUUCAAUAAUAAAAUCAAUAUAAAGUUUCC
This is a messenger RNA of Rhipicephalus sanguineus (brown dog tick), 2377 nucleotides long. RefSeq names its product protein arginine N-methyltransferase 7. The coding region runs from base 122 to 2155 and encodes 677 amino acids. The record is from RefSeq and is a predicted model, not a curated record. Gene Ontology annotation, molecular function: protein-arginine omega-N monomethyltransferase activity. Gene Ontology annotation, biological process: peptidyl-arginine methylation. The transcript is spliced from 14 exons. Lineage: Eukaryota; Metazoa; Arthropoda; Arachnida; Ixodida; Ixodidae.